AUGGAUCGUCUCGAUUCAUUCGUCUAUUUGGAUUGUGUUAUUAAAGAAGUACUUCGCUUUUCUCCACCUGGUGAUGUUGUACUUCGUACAUUGACCGUUGAUGAUCGUCUACCGAAGAGUGGUGCUCAGUUAUUCAAAGGAGAUCAAAUUGUUAUUCCAAUUCACACACUGGCACGAGAUUCUCAACAUUGGUCAAUUUCUCCUGAUCUUUUUGAUCCAGAAAGAUUUCCAGGCAAAGACAAGUACCAUCAUCCAUAUGCAUUUAUUCCGUUUGGCGGUGGUCAUCGUCAAUGUAUUGGACAAGACCUGGGUCGAUUUGAGCUGAAAGUGAUCAUAGCUCGAUUAAUACAACAUGUUACAUUCGGUGAGGGUGGUCCUGUUGUGAAUGCAGGCGAUCAUUUAACAAGACUGACUAUUAUGCCUAAAUAUGUUGGCGUCACUAUCGAGUUUAAUUAA
This is a messenger RNA of Rotaria sordida, 456 nucleotides long. The record is from the annotation of a GenBank genome assembly. Lineage: Eukaryota; Metazoa; Rotifera; Eurotatoria; Philodinida; Philodinidae.